Papaver somniferum (opium poppy) is the source of this 996-nucleotide messenger RNA. RefSeq lists its product as uncharacterized. The transcript has a single exon. The record is from RefSeq and is a predicted model, not a curated record. Lineage: Eukaryota; Viridiplantae; Streptophyta; Magnoliopsida; Ranunculales; Papaveraceae. Bases 1 to 996 code for a protein of 331 amino acids.
AUGGGUGAUCUCAAUUCUAUUAAGUCCAUGAAGGAAAAGAGUGGUGGCAGAUUCGACAUAAACAAUCACAACAAAGAAUUCAACAGAAUGAUCCAAGAUAAAGGUCUAAUUGAUAUGGGGUAUUGUGGACCUGCUUUCACUUGGACAAAUAGUGUUGUAAUGUCGACACCUAUCUAUGCCAGACUCGACAGAGUUCUAUGCUCCUCUAACUGGUGGCUGAGUUUCCCUGAAGCGGCGAUUUUCCAUCUGCCAAGACUUGGCAGUGAUCACUCUCCAAUUUACCUCAACUUGCACAGGAUAUGUAAAAGAAGGAAACCAGGAAAUAAAUUCGAAUAUUUCUGGACGGAUCAUACAGAAUUUCAAGACGAAGUUCACAAAGUUCGGGACAAUACCUCUGGUAAUACUUUGGAAAAGAUCAAGGAGACUGGAAAUAGUCUAACUGCUUGGGGUAAGAAAACCUUCGGAAAUGUUAUUAGAGCCGUAGAGGAAGCUAAAAAGGAACUCCUUGAGUUACAGAAGCUAGCUCACUCCAGAGACAUUAGAAAUGAUGAAGACAACUUAAAGAAGAAAAUAAAGGAGCUGAUGGAAGUCGAAAGGAAAUUCUGGCAGCAAAGAAACAAGAGCACAUGGAUUCCAAAUGCGGACAGAAACACUCAAAUUUUUCACAUGUCUGUCAAGCAUCGGAGACGGAAGAACUCUAUUGAAGAUCUACAGAACAACAACAACACCUGGGUGUCGGGCCAUGACAACAUUUCAAAGAUGCUUAUCCAUCACUUCUCCAGCAACUUCAAAAAAGAUCAUCAAGACAAUCUGGUAGCUGUCAACUUCAGUUCCGAUCAUAAGAUUACUGAUAAUGAGAACAAAACUUUAAAUGCAAUUCCAACUCAAGACGAAGUGUGGAGAGUUCUUAAGAGUAUGGGAUCACUCAAAUCCCCUGGAACUGACGGCAUGCCUCCUAUCUUCUACAAAAAAAUGCUGGGACAAAGUUGGCAAUGA